Aplosporella prunicola CBS 121167 is the source of this 1588-nucleotide messenger RNA. RefSeq lists its product as uncharacterized. The transcript has 2 exons. The record is from RefSeq and is a predicted model, not a curated record. Bases 166 to 1098 code for a protein of 310 amino acids. Lineage: Eukaryota; Fungi; Ascomycota; Dothideomycetes; Botryosphaeriales; Aplosporellaceae.
CAUUCUCUCUUGGAAGAUACAGGACUUGGAGCAACCCAAUUGGUUAUUUAAACUCAUGCGUUGAUUAAUCUCUGCAUAGUGGCACCCGUAUCAUAGAUCAUCAGCCGUCGACAAUUCUCAUCAGGCUUUGGGCAUUAUCACUAUCAUUGUCUUCAAUUUUCCAUCAUGGCAAUCAAAGUAUCCGGGCCGCCUCCGCCAAUUGAUUCGUCGUAUAAACCCACAGCAUCUAUCACUUCGUUGCCUUCCAACGCUCCACUUCAGGAUAUCCUCGACGUCAUAGAGCGCGAUGGCGGUGUAAUCUUGACAGACCUUGUCGACAGAGAAGACCUUGCUGCCAUUGAUAAGGAAGUCGAAGAGCACCAGAAGAAUGUCCGCUCGACGGAGAAGAGCGCGUUGCAUAUCAUCCCUAAGGAAACGACUGCCAUACCCGGUCUUGUUGGCAAAUCACCGACAGUGGCCAAACUCUGCGAGCUGCCUGUGUUGGACAAGCUUCGGAAAUCCAUUCUCCAAGAUAACUUCAGCGUCAUACGUGAGGAUCAUCUCGAAGAAAACAGCAUCGACCCACUGUUGAGCAUCAGCAUCACCUUUCAUAUCGGCUAUGGCGCACCUCGUCAAAGGCUCCACAGGGAUGACAACGUUCAUGGGACCAGGCAUGGGGACAACUUUGACCUCAAGAAGGCUGGCCAAUUCGCUUGCUUGAUCGCAGGGACUAAGACUACCCGUGAAAAUGGCGCAACGAUGUUUGUUCCAGGCUCCCAUAAGUGGGAUGAUGAGCGGCCUCCACGCACUGAUGAAGUCUGCUUCGCUGAGAUGGAGCCAGGUUCUGCAAUCAUAUUCCUGGCUUCCUGCUACCAUGGCGGAGGUCACAACUCUGUCAAAGGUGAAGUCCGCAAAGUCCAUGGGCUUUUUUUCGUGAGAGGUACUAUGCGCACGGAGGAGAACCAGUUUUUGGCAGUACCAAGAAGCAAGGUUCUCACAAUGAGCGACAAGAUGCUCUCACUCUUGGGAUACAAGAAACCCUCUACUGUCUUGGGUAUUGUCGAAAACGAAGAUCCCGUGACGGACUUGCGGGGUUUUCUUGAUCGAGCAGGCCAGUAGUGUCGAGCAGGUGGAGACGUUGGGUAGCUAGUCUUGACAGUGUUCUUUUGUGUAGGUAUUGCAUUACGAGAAAAAAAUUCCAGUGUCCUUUUCUUGCAUAUGGCUCUUUCCCAUAGCACGAAGAUAGUUUAGUUCGAUCGUUUUUUUUAUUUUUUUAAAUCAUGUUAUCUUAAGUCGGGAAGCUCUACUUGACUUUGAUUUAUCGUAUCAUAUAAUGCUUUUAUAACUAAAUAGUCGUUCGACGCAAGUCAUAGACUACUCUCUGUGGAAAAAGUCCAACAGAAUGUUCAGGUGAAUGUUUUCCCGUGUUUUUCUGUCGUGUUUCAUUUAUUAUUUUAAAUAAAGACUCUUGUAAUCCAUGCAAACACUUCAAUGCGCAAGAUAUCACAGGCGUUAGCUUAUUUGGCCUCCCAGAUAUCUCAUCCUUCACUUAUUGAAUACUAAGUCCCAUUUACAUCAAAGAGCUAUACAAAUUUGGCUUCCAAGAAAC